Messenger RNA from Trypanosoma conorhini, 714 nucleotides. Its product is annotated as putative SNARE protein. The transcript has a single exon. NCBI's taxonomy places the organism in Eukaryota, Euglenozoa, Kinetoplastea, Trypanosomatida, Trypanosomatidae. Bases 1 to 714 code for a protein of 237 amino acids. Gene Ontology annotation, molecular function: SNAP receptor activity. Gene Ontology annotation, biological process: vesicle-mediated transport. The record is from RefSeq and is a predicted model, not a curated record. Gene Ontology annotation, cellular component: Golgi apparatus.
AUGGACACCAGUGAGUCGGGUACGUCGGCGGAGAAGCAGCUGCGGCAGGCGAAGAGCAGCGUGGCGGUGCUCAGUAGGCUUGUGGCCGAGGCGGAAAAAGGCGGUUCCGUGCCGUACGAGGAAGUGCAGGAGCAAAUGGAAAGCGUCCGUGUCGUGCUGUUGGCGUUGUCGGAGGGAAGGGUGGGUGCCCAGAGGUCAGUUGGCGCCGUUGCUUCUCCGACGGCGUGGCAGACGCCGAGUAUGCAUGCGCGAGGAACUGGGAGUCAGGCGGUGACUGACUUGCAGCGACGCCUGGCACAGCAGCUGAUCGCGGAGCUAAAUUUGAUUGACGUCUCCCUGCAGCGCUCAAGACGGAAGGCGUUGCAGCGUGAGACGCACAUUUCGGAGGUUGAGCAGCUUCUUGGCGCGAUGCGGACAAUUGGCGGUCACGAUGAGCUUUCCUCCCUUCAGCACUUGGAAGAUGAGCGAAAAUCCCUGCAUCACGCACGCGCACGUGUUCGGGCAAUGCUUGACGAAAGUAACUCGGUUAUGGCGGCGUUACGGGAUCAGGGCGGGCGGCUGGAAGGAACAGGUAGCAAGGUUGCCGAUGUAUUGGAGUCUCUUGGCGUGGCGAAUUCAACUAUUCUGCAGAUUCUGCGGCGCAAUAAACUAGACGCGUGGCUUGUGUACGGAGGUAUAGCCCUGACUAUGCUUCUUCUUUACUUUUUAUGGUGA